Messenger RNA from Aphanomyces invadans, 2051 nucleotides. RefSeq lists its product as hypothetical. NCBI's taxonomy places the organism in Eukaryota, Oomycota, Saprolegniomycetes, Saprolegniales, Verrucalvaceae. The transcript has 6 exons. Gene Ontology annotation, molecular function: protein binding. The record is from RefSeq and is a predicted model, not a curated record. Bases 37 to 1923 code for a protein of 628 amino acids.
GUUGAAGAUUGCAUACCAUUUUUCAACGCUUGGUUCAUGAGCCAGCCGGCGACGACGGUGCGGCGCGAGAAGGUCGAGGUGGUGUUCUCGACCAAGACGAAGGUGCCGACGUCCGUGCGUAAGGAGGAUUCAACACCGUCACACGAGCUACACACCAGCACCGGUAGCGUGAACAGUCGGCAAGAUUCGAGCGAACAGCUGCACCAAGCGUCGGGGGAACCGAACUACGGACAAAUGACCCGCGAAGGCAGCAGUGAAGUGGAAGCUGCUCCAGCCAGUGCAGACAACUCAAUCCGAAAACGAGGCAGACGGUCGUCUCGAAAAGGAUCCUCAUCCUCCGACACAAAGGUUGCGUGCAAAGUGAGUGCAAGCGUGCGACGUCUUCGUCCGUCCAAAGCGCUGUUGCAACUCGAAUCGGCCUCGGUCGCAGAGUGUGUCAAAGCUAUGGUCGAUAGCCGCACAGAAGCGACAUUGGUGACAGAUUCGAAAGGAUCGUUGACUGGAAUCUUGACAGACAAGGACAUUGCGCUGCGUGUGGUGGCACGAGGGUUGGACCCGAUAUCCACGAUCGCGCUCGAUGUGAUGACCCCAAACCCAUCGUGCGUAUCUCCACGUGCAUGUGCGAUCGAAGCACUGGAGCAAAUGGUAUCUGGCCAGUUUCGCCACUUGCCUGUCGCGGACAACGGCAGCGUCGUGGGGAUUUUGGACAUUGCCAAGUGUUUGUACGAUGCGAUUUCGAAGAUUGAGAACGCGUACAUGGCAUCGUCAAGUCAGUUCUCCGAGUCGAUGCAAAAGCUGGACGCAAACAUUGGAGACAAGGAGGCAUCGCUGUUUGAAAAGAUGCGGGAAACCCUCUUCUUGCCCACGUUGAGCUCACUCAUCGACGGACGCGCCGACGUUCCUGAAAUUGUCGACACGGCGACGGCCCGGGACGCGUCUUUACUCAUGCUGGAGACAAACUCGAGCGCCGUGAUGGUGUUUGGCGAGGCAGGGAUCAUGGAAGGGAUCUGCACGACGAAGGACCUCAUGCGCCGCGUGCUUGCCGCCGGACUUGACCCGGAAACGUGCCUCGUGCGAGACAUCAUGACGGUCAAGCCCGAGUACGCCCACCUGAACACGACCAUCCUGGAUGCGCUGCACUCGAUGCACGACGGCAAGUUCCUCCACUUGCCCAUUCUCAACGACGAUGGCGUCGUCGUCGGUCUUGCGGACGUCCUCCAAGUUACAUGCGGCGUUGUCCAUCACAUGGGGAGCUUCCAGCAACAGCACACAGCAAAUGUGAACCCCGUGUGGAACCAGUUUUGGAAUUCAAUGUUCAAUCCCCCGACAACGCCCUCGGCAUCCUCGCCAUCGUCUCGGGAGGCCGCCGCCGCCCCACCCAUCGGAACCGCCUCCCAUGCCUCGGCGACGUCGUCAGCAUCGUCCUUUCCGCGGUAUGACCACGACAGUGCCACGUUUGCACCGCCGCUAGAGCUACCUGCUGCACCGCUAACAUUUGCGUACAAACUGACCGAUUUGGUGCACCACACACAUCGCUUCACCGCGACUGCGACCGACUUGGCCGAACUCUUGCAACAAGUGCGCGAUCGCACCGGCCUUCUCCAUGAAGACGUAAACUUAUAUUAUGUCGACGACGAGAAUGACACGGUGCUUUUGUUUGCCGACCAAGAUUUGAAGGAUGCGGUGGCGCUCGCGACGGAGCACUCGGCCGCGUACCUACGUCUUAAGGUUCAACCGGCAGCCGCUGUCGCAGACAAGGAAACGGACGACUCGUUGGAAGAUCUGCCGAAUCUCGAGGCCCCACGGACCGACCGACCAGCGCUGUCCGACUCGAUGAUGCUCAAGAUCCGGCAGGGUAGCCUCGUCACGGCGUUAACGAUGACGGUCGUCGGCACGGCCAUGAUGCUUGCCAAGAGAAAGUAGUCUGAAAGAUGUCGUGAUGGGAAUGCCAUUCAUGGUUUACAUCUUUGUUGUCGAACUAUGGUGUCGAGUGUCGCUCGCGAACUUUGAGCAGCAUGGCGACACACAGUUGACGAAUGUCGGCCGCCACU